Phycodurus eques (leafy seadragon) is the source of this 5867-nucleotide messenger RNA. RefSeq names its product family with sequence similarity 83 member B (gene sack1b). Lineage: Eukaryota; Metazoa; Chordata; Actinopteri; Syngnathiformes; Syngnathidae. Gene Ontology annotation, cellular component: cytoplasm; membrane. The record is from RefSeq and is a predicted model, not a curated record. Gene Ontology annotation, biological process: epidermal growth factor receptor signaling pathway.
AGAGAGGAGAGAAGCAGAGUGGAGGAGAAGGAGUGUCUAAAAGUCUCAAACAGGUUUACAGUUCCCUGUGAGCAAGUUUCCAAGCAGACCGACCAUUUGCAUGUCAAAACAGGAACUAACACCCUCAGCCAGCUCACUGCUUAUCAUGUUCAGACACCUCCUUGCCUCUGUGGCUUCCAGCUGGGGGACAGUAACCUCCUCAAGUAUUGAAUACAAUUACUAUGCAGAUGCCUGCACAUAAACCUCAUUGGGAUAUGUUUGGGAGCAGUCAACAGGAUUUUCACACUUCAAAUAUCCAAGGAAGGAUGACUGAAACAAUGGACUCAGCUCAAUUUUCUUCGCUGUCAUCCUUAAGGGGAGAGCAUGCAUCAGGGGAUUAUAUGCAAGCCCACUACAAGGAGUCAUAUCGUCUUGCCAUUGAUUGCCUGCUGAGUGGGGGCAGAGACAGUUACACAGAGUUCCUUAAGGAAGAACGCAUUGGAAGCUUCCUGUCUGAGGAGGAGCUUGACUUCAUUAUGUCAAACGCCAAAGAGCUUCCACCUCAGACGCAUGUAGAGGAAAUCAGUAGCUCGACGGGCGCCAAUUCAUCGUCUGGGACCUAUUGGCCUGUCCACUCGGAUGUGGAUGCUCCCGCUUUGGAACUGGGAUGGCCUGAGGUCAUGCAUGAAAAUCGGCAGACCAAUAUAGAUCUCCUCUAUCAUCCCCCAAGACAAAACAGUCCCACCAUUAAAGAAGUGAUUCUAAAACACAUCCGGGAUGCAAGACAGGUCAUCGCCAUUGUGAUGGAUAUGUUCACUGAUGUUGAUAUACUGAAAGAAACUGUCGACGCCUCCAUUCGGGGAGUUCCUGUCUACGUGCUUUUGGAUGAUUUCCACUUGAAACAUUUCUUCACAGCGGCUGAGAAUCAAGAUGUAAAACUUAAACAACUCCGGAACAUGAGGGUACGCACUGUGAAAGGUGAAGAUUAUCUGUGUCGGUCAGGGACUAAAUUUCAUGGAGCAAUGGAACAGAAAUUUAUCUUGUUCGACUGUCAUACAGUGAUUUAUGGCUCCUACAGAUUCACUUGGUCAUGUGCAAAGAUCAGUUUGAGCAUGGUGCAGGUUAUCACAGGCCAUCUGGUGAGGACUUACGAUGAGGAGUUUAGAACGCUGUACGCGAGGUCGACUGUGCCAGCCGAGCUGUGCCAACCAGAUCAUUCUCUCCUGUCUAGUGGACACAACACAACACUGCUUGGUUGGCCAAAAUAUUCUCCUCAUUCCACACAAAUGAUUGAUCGACGUGACCAGUUAAGGCACACGUUGGACUCUGUCUAUCGGAAGACCUGUGAGAGGAAUCAGUACGCAAGAGACUGCAACGAUAAUCACUUUUUGCCCUUGAUUGAACAUGACAUUGGUUUGCAGAACCACAUGUCCAAAUUUCAGUCUUCAGAGUCAAUUAACUACUUAAAAAGGCACAGCUAUGCUGGGGAAAAACAUGAUGGACAUCUCCCACAGAAUGUCAGAGCCAGAGCAAGCAACUGGAAUAUUUGCCGGGAAACAGGAGUCAGGAAAAACAAUUACCUAAUGGAUAAUAAUUAUUUAGUGCCACAGAUGUACAGGAGUCAAAAGCUUCGCCAAUCAUACAAUGGCAAUGACAAACAAAUUCUUUCCAUGCAGCAAAACAUCCCAACGCUGGAAAAAACAUCCAAGUCAUUCAUGCGUACAUUGAGGAUCGAGUCAUACCUCCAAAACCCUGACAUGCCAUCUGGCGAGCCGUCUGACUACUUGGACCAGUUUGAGCCACCUAACAGCUUCAUGCAGGGAAGAAUGAGAUCUUCUCUUGUUCUUCGGUCCGCCAUAACAGAGCAAAUCGAGGCAAACUCACACAUAAACAACACACCCUCUGUUGGUAGCCGCUCAGCACUUCACAACCCUUUGCGUUAUUCCUCAAUGCAGUGGAAACCAACAGUACCACCAGAGAGCAACAGACUAAACAAUGAAGAAUUCAUGUUAAAGAGGAAAAGCCUGCAGACUUUGGAUGAUUACAGCAGUGGGAAAAACUCAUACCCAUCUGCAUAUGCCAGCUUAGGUAGAGUCACACGAGGGCAUAUCAUUUCAAACCCUGACAUGCUUAAUGACAGUUGGUACAAAAGGCACAGUGUGGCAGAUCCAAGAUCCAACACUGCCUACACACAGGACUCCUCAGGUGCUAUUUACGGAGCUUUUGCUAGGAUGCAAUUAGAAAGAGGCUCUGCAGCAAUCAACAUGAAGCAUAGUGGAUAUGGGUCAAAUCUCAAUGAGGAUCAGCGAUCUGUCUCUCAUUAUGAUGUCAAGAGAAUGACAGAGACAAAUAGCCCCUGCACUUCAAUUUGGCAGGAGACUCCUUCUAGAACGUUGUCUGCUGCAAGCCUGGGCGUAGACAGCAUGGAUUUGACGACUACAUCGAACAGAAUGGGCUCUCAUAAUUUUCUGAAGAAGAGUACCAAGAAGAUAAAGUCAUUCUUGAACAUACCAGACAAGAAGGAAGAUCGAGUCAGAGGUGUCGAAACGCCAAGUGUGACGUCAGAUGACAGCACAGACACUAUUAAAGCUGAGGAUGAGAGUGGGGUAAAACAUCACCAUAGCAACUCAACCCAAGGCCAUGAUCAGAACCACAUGGCUGAUGUAAAGUAUUCCAAACCAAGAUUCAGAACUGAGGACCACCGACACACAUCUCAGAUUUCUUCUUCUGAAACAACAUCGCCAAGUAAGCUUGACAUUGGCGACAAAAAGGCAAGCCCCGACAUUGACAUACCGGGCUGGAGUAAAGACCGAAAAGCUGACCAUCGCCUUUACAGCAGAUUUGAGCCUUUUUGUUCAAUUCAAAAGAAACAAUCUUCAUACUCUCCAUACAACUCUAUGGAGAAACCCAAAAACCCACCUACCGACCACAACCUUGCCCGACUAGGGAGGGGCCACCAUGAAAAUAAGCUUGAGAAAUUCUUUCAUAGAGUGGGCAACCUCAUUCACAAGACUAAGUAGUAUUACACAUUUAUGUAGUUAGCUGGUCACCUUUCCUCAACAUGCUAAAUCUAGACUCUUGAUUCCUUUGCCUGAGUAGGGUGCCAUCUGACAUUUGACAAUACCGAGACUAUUUUCAUAAGUGUGAAAGUAAACAAUGGAAUUUUAUAUUCUUUGUUGUCGAGGUUGUUUUUGUUUUAUUAUUAUUAUAUUUAUUUCUUUUUACUUUCACACAUUUUAGAUCGGUUUGCAUGGUGAAAAGACACAUGCAUGCUGUGGGGAUCUUCUCCUCUUGUCUCUGUGUUUGCUGUUCCGGAGUCUGCGGGGGUGGGACUAUUUUUUACUCCUUCCUGAUCUCGGGUGUGGGGAGAACCACUGGGGUGACCUCCUGGGGACUAAUGGUGGUGUGAUGGUGACUCGCCCAUGUUCCGUGGGUGCUGGUGCGGUGCCGGCAGGCAUCCGCCUGGGUCCACGGCUCUGGCUACUGGUGGGGGCGGUGGGGCCCCUUUGUCGCUCCUCGGGCCUGCUUCCUCCUCUUCUCUCCAUUCCUUGCGUCCCGCUGCAGUCGCCUCUUCAUCUUCCCGUGGGGGAGCCGGGCGGUCCCCUGCGGGCUGUGGGGCCUGCUAUGGGGUUCUUUUCCUUGCCUGAUUUGGUGGGGGGGUCCACCUCCCACGCUCAAGGGCAGGUAGUGGGUGCUGGCGGGUUGUGUGGGGGGUGGAGGGUGUGCCGGGGUUGGUGCUGCGGGUCUGGUUGGGAUGGCCCUCUUCGUCGGUGGUUGUUGGGCCUAAUGACCCGCGGGAGCCAUGCCUUUUAAUCACUCACUUAGCACAUAUUCACACCAUUCACUGUAUAUAUUUCUCACUAAUCACAUCUGGGCACAUACACAUAUCAAAGGGUUCCUGGGGGACUGGUAUGGGAUCGGGAGGGUGUGGGUGUCGGCUUGGGUUUCAGUACGUCUGUGCUGUUUCCUGGUCUGUGCGCCCUGUCCCUCCGCCCUGCCUGUCCCCCUGGAUUUUAAAUGCAUCACACACACUCCCCAUGUUUUAAUGCACCACAUACACCUAUCUCUGGGGGGGGGGGGGGGGGGGGGUGUUUGGCUGUUAGGCAGUAGUGCCUGGCAGCCCUGCACCCACCCCCUCGGCUCACUGACCUCUCCAGAUUUUAAUGCACCACACCACUCGGGGGAGGGGGGCGGGGGCACUGAUACACGAGGUAGGCCCAAUGACUGCUAGUCGGGGACCUGGCAGUCAUAGUAACAGGGGGGGAAGUGGGUCUCACUUACUUGCAUGGCGGUGCACCUGAGGCCGGGCCCCCCGUGCUGGAUGACUGGGGCUGACCUCUCAUGGCCCGGGGCUGCUCCCUGUAUUUCGGUAGAGAACGCCCUACUUCUUCUAGGAAAAGAAGUGUGUGACUUCAGUGUGGCGGCAUUAUUAUGAGUCCCAUUGACCAUAACCCACUCUAACCCUAACCCAUCUCACCUACCCUAAACCCAACAAUAGCCCAAAACCUAACCAUAACCCACUUGAUUGUUUUUAUUUUGUACAAAUGUGGCACAUAUUUGGAAUGGUCAUCUCUUUACGUCUGCCAAGCCUGCUGUUCCACGAUGCAGGAGCCAAUCAUACUGCAGUAGGGUGUCUUCUGCCUAGAAUAGAAGGAGUCCUAAUAAUGCAGAGUUUGCAUGUUUUCCCAGUGGUUGUGUGGGGUUUCUCUGGGUAGUCCGGUUUCCUCCCGUAUUCCAAAACCAUGCAUGUUACGUUCAUUGAAGUCUCUAAAUUGUGUGGUAAAAAUCUUUAUUUUCAUUGCACUACUUUUCAACAAACAAUAUGUUAAAGUUUUCAGUGUAAAAUGAAUAUUUAAGUAAGAAUAAAUUGUAGAUAAUAAUACAAAAUAAAUGUACACAAAAAAAUUCUACUUUACCAAGGGCUAAGUGGAUAAAUAUGCUUUUACAAAGUGCAAUCACAAAUCAAAACUUAAUGGAAGCAAAUACAGUUAAUGCAUAAAACGCAAGAACAUUAGGCUGCAAGCACAGACCUUUCAUUUAAAAAUCCCCGUCAAUAUAGUGAAUUGUCAAGGACAGUAUAUCUCAGUUGUUCUGCUUGACCGUUGGUCACUCGUGCACGUGCAAUUGCAACGAAGUUGACAGUUGUGAUUUCCCUCUCUAUUUACUUGUGGUGUUCUUUUUACUGCGGUCAGGCCAGCCGAAAAGUGGAAGUCAAGGCAGCCUACAAUUGUUAAUAGUAUCUUACCUUAACACACCGCCUCUCCGCCAACGUGCUGAGAGGGCCAACUUCAAAGUAAAAGCUUCAUAUAUUACUGCAUUGGACAUUAAUGCCAUUUUAAGCUUUUAUUUUGAAUUUGGCCAUGGAGCGCAAUGCCUUAAUGAAGCAUUAAUCAUACAGUACGCCCCCUGGUGGCAAGCUGACUAGGUUGCUGGCACUGCUGUAAAUGAAGCACUUUUCAUAUGCAACAGUGUAGUUAAAUGCAAAAAAAUCGCCGACGAUCAGGCUCAUUUAAUCGUGCCAGCCAAAAUGGCGAUCACGAUUAAAAUUCAAAUAAUUGUGCAGCCCUAAUGCAUACUAUAAUAUAAGAUACCCCCACAAAGAACUGUAAAAUACGAUCAUAUGAUAACACAUUGAAUUUAUUUAUUUAGUAUUGUAUAGGGGCAGCACGGUAGCCGACUGGUUAGCACAUCUGCCUCACAGUUCUGAGGACCGGGGUUCAAAUCGCGGCCUCGCCUGUGUGAAGUUUGCAUGUUCUCCCCGUCCGUGCCUGCGUGGGUUUUCUCCCACAUCCCCAAAAUAUGCGUGGUAGGUUGACUGAAGACUCUACAUUGCCCGUAGGUGUGAAUCCAUCCAUCCAUCCAUUUUCCAAGCCGCUUAUCCUCACAAG